AUGACAGGCAAUGGUGGUCUUGCUCUUAGCCCUUGCAAGCACUUCAAGCUCAAUAAAUCAGGUCUCUGGUUUGGAACAUGUACAGAUAGAUAGAUGGCCCCAUGUCUUUUGCCAUUGGCCCACAUAUAUAACAGGACUGAUUGCAACAUUCUGGCGCAAUCUGAGCAGUUUCUUUUGUGAUUCCCUCCACACUGGGGUGCAGCAAGAAUUUGCUUCUAGAUGGAUAUCGCGAUCUGUAUCCCCCUAGCUCUUCUCUAUGGAGCGUGCGCGCUUCUCCUUAUCCACGGCCUAGGCUUCCAACUGCAUAUGCGGACCAUAAAGAACAGUGAAUCCUUCACAUCCCCAAUCGAUAUCCAGGAUGGUCGUUCAGGUCCCUCAGGACAGGGAUCGAAUGCAGACCGCCUGACUAUAUCUCAGCAAUAUGAUGAGUAUAAGGAGAUGUAUUUCAAACUCCAGAAUGUGGAACGGCAUCCGGAAGUGAUGCCGCGCGCCAAACAUCUUCUACUUGCGUUCCUGUCUGAAGCAAUUCUUUGCGCCCAUGCGCAGCAUAGUGCAAUCCUCGCCAUUGAGCGAUUUUCCCCCAGCGCGAUCGCCGCAUUUAUGCGCCGCGAGCUGGAUCACAUCACGCAUCAAUGGCAACAGUAUCUUCAGCGGCGAAAAGAGGGCCACGCCCGGGAGUUGUUUUCAGAUGCGGAUGCCGCAAAACGGUGGCUCGUAAAAAAGGCCCCAGUCAAGCUGGUGGACGGCGCGUGGCUUGGUCAAGUCCACACCGUGGGGAUUCCAUUUGCAUACCGUUCCAUUACCAAGGACGCCUGGCAGGUGCUCUCGGAGGAGCUUGGGGACGGCUAUCUGGAGAAGAACCAUGUCCACGUGUAUCAGAAGCUAAUGCGUCAAAUUGGCGUGGAUCUCCCGGCUGCCGACUCGGCGGAGUUUAUACAAGCCAUGGACAAUGAUCCUUGCAUUUGGAAAGGUGCAAUUGCGCAACUUCUCAUAGCCUUGUUUCCAAGUGAAUUCCUGCCGGAGACUCUGGGAUUCAAUAUGCAUUUCGAGAUGUUGACCCUGGAAACCAUGGUGGCCGCUACGGAGCUGCGCGAGGUUCACCUCGAUCCCUCCUAUUUCAAUUUGCACAUUUCAAUCGACAACGCCGAUUCGGGACAUAUGGCUAUGGCGAGUCACAUUGUCAUGAAAUACCUGUCGACCGUGCAGGCGGUCGAGGGAGCAGAUGCCGCCCAGCAGGCCUGGAAGCGCGUCCAGGCGGGAUUUGUGCUCUCCAAGCAUCUCCCGUCCCACCAGCGCAGUUUCCCCAACCAAGGUCCCCUUGCCAUAGAUCUUAUGAGGAUCUUUCAAGCUAAAUCCGUUGCAUGCCAUCGACUGCAUGACAACUGCCGAGUGAGAUUGGGCGGCCGGUCACUGAGCACCUGGCUCAACCCGGACCAUUUCCAGCGGGAGCGAUGGCAGACGGAUUUUCUGGACUGUCUCAGCAACGAUAGGCUGUGGGUGCGAAAAGGUGACAGUGCAAGCAGCCGACUAGUCCAGCAAUGUGUCUGGGGUGGACCCAUGUUUGGUGCGUUCACCGAUUCUGAAGUGGCCACGAUCAAGAACUGGAUCGAUAGUUUGGCACCCGAUAGUCCAAUGACAUAUUGGCAUUUCAUCGGAUGGUCUUGCAGCUCUGAUGAAUCCCAAGUCAGCGCCAGUGGCCCAGUCAAUCUCGAAACCGUUUUCCGAGACGCGAGGAUUUCUCCUAGUCACCUUCCUCCCCCAGUCCGGAGCAUCGAUCUCAGCUUUGUCCCAAUCCUCCAUAAAUUGAUCCCACUUUGGUUCGUCCACCCAUGUCUGCUCGAGUCGUGUCUACGGGUUCCAGUUAGGACCACCAACUCGAUCGGCUGUUCGGUGGUUCGUCUUCUUCGCGCCCAGUAUGGCUUUGAUGAAACCACUGGGAUCGCCGGAAUGGAUGAGAUACGCCGGGCAGGAUGGGUCGAUUUGACUGAGAUUGGCAUGGAGAUUAUCUCUCAUGUCGAGGACAUGCCUUCCAAACCCAAGGAUGUCGCGGAUGUCCUAGAGCGGUGGCCGUCGGCAUUUGCAGAGACGAUGCUCGCUUUGGCAAUGCGACCCCAGCAGUGUUUCUGGUCCCUGCUGGGUCUCACCCAAGCAUUCGUUCAUCUGCACCACUGGCUUGCCCUGUCACCGUUGCUUUCGCGGAGGACGAGAGCUAUCGUCCACCGUAUUGCACUGCAGGAACAAGUGAGUUUGGAUACGUGUAUGAAGGGACUUCAGGAGCAGGAUCUGGCAUAUGAGGAUUUUUGGAAAGGGUAUGAGCUUGGCCGGGUUGAAAUUGACGGUUGUUUUGAGAAACGCAAAUCAAUCUCUUCGCUUCAAUCCACUAUGAGAAAAGGAGCCUGAAGUCAUGGCCGGUUUGUUAUUAGGCAAAUACUACAGGAGCAUUUGAAACCUCGGAAAUGAGAUAACUAAUCAUAGCAAGAAAUUGUGGUAACCCUGAAUAUCAUCACUCUACCACAGUUAGUAGUUGUCGUUGGCGAAACGAUAUAAAAUGAAGAUAACAGUUCAUUUUACGCUACUCACUCGCGCCUUCAUCUGAUUGGACGUCGUCAUCUGGAUCUCACGUG
Paecilomyces variotii is the source of this 2624-nucleotide messenger RNA. RefSeq lists its product as hypothetical. The transcript has a single exon. The record is from RefSeq and is a predicted model, not a curated record. Bases 220 to 2400 code for a protein of 726 amino acids. NCBI's taxonomy places the organism in Eukaryota, Fungi, Ascomycota, Eurotiomycetes, Eurotiales, Thermoascaceae.